AACUGUGCUGUCGCGCAGAGAAGUGCCUCUUAUAUUUUUCAUAUUGCUUCGCUCGCUUCCGAGUCCGAUCGCUGACCAGCGUUCCUUUUGCGCACAUUUCCUCCAUGUUCCAUGAGUUUGUUGUGGCUGUAGAAAAGAAAGAAUUUUUCUUCUGGUUUAUUGAUAAAAGUGAGCAAGUAGGGCAUUUUCCUCGGUUGUGCACUGAUUUUUCGUCACCACAGACAUCAUGUCGAAGAGGCGUAUAGAAGUCAUCGACCCCUAUUUCACCAAAAAGUCAAAAGCUGGUGCUGCAGGUGCUCCAGCUAUUCCUGCAAUUGCUGCAGCUCCAUCGGGAACAGGACUCCUACCGAGGACUCCGGGCAUCAAUCCAUUUUCUGGCUUGCCAUACACCCAAAGAUAUCAUGAGUUGCAUCGGAAACGGAUUCAGCUGCCAGUUUUUGAAUACAGGGAGGAAUUUAUGAAUUUACUGGCCAACCACCAGUGUAUAGUGCUUGUUGGAGAAACCGGUUCUGGUAAAACUACACAAAUUCCACAAUGGUGUGUGGAGUAUGCUAUGACUUUGGGGAAAAAGGGUGUUGCCUGCACCCAGCCCCGUCGAGUAGCUGCAAUGUCUGUCGCUCAGAGGGUGUCAGAAGAAAUGGAUUGCGCAUUGGGUCAGGAAGUUGGAUAUUCUAUCCGUUUUGAGGACUGCUCCAGUGCUAAGACAGUUCUUAAAUACAUGACUGACGGUAUGUUACUUCGAGAAGGCAUGUCAGAUCCAAUGCUGGAGAACUACCAAGUAAUAUUGUUGGAUGAAGCCCACGAAAGAACCCUUGCAACUGAUAUUCUCAUGGGUGUUUUAAAGGAAGUGACAAAGCAGAGGUCAGACUUAAAAUUAGUUAUCAUGUCAGCAACACUUGAUGCAGGAAAAUUCCAGUCCUACUUUGACAAUGCUCCUCUCAUGAAUGUACCUGGAAGAACACAUCCUGUUGAAAUCUUUUAUACUCCGGAACCUGAACGUGACUAUUUAGAGGCAGCUAUCAGAACAGUUAUUCAAAUUCACAUGUGUGAGGAAAUUGCUGGGGAUGUUCUUCUUUUCCUAACAGGACAAGAGGAAAUUGAGGAAGCCUGCAAACGUAUUAAGAGGGAUAUGGACAAUUUAGGACCAGAAGUUGGAGAACUGAAAUGCAUCCCUUUAUAUUCUACACUGCCUCCUAAUUUACAACAGCGCAUUUUUGAGGCUGCACCACCUCCCAAAUCGAAUGGUGCAGUGGGACGAAAAGUGGUAGUCUCAACCAAUAUUGCAGAAACAUCUUUAACAAUCGAUGGAGUAGUUUUUGUAAUAGAUCCUGGAUUUGCCAAGCAAAAAGUUUACAAUCCUCGCAUUAGAGUGGAAUCAUUGCUUGUAUCUCCUAUCAGCAAAGCAUCAGCCCAACAGAGAGCUGGGCGAGCUGGGCGAACACGGCCCGGCAAAUGCUUCAGACUGUAUACUGAAAAGGCCUAUAAAACAGAAAUGCAGGACAAUACCUACCCUGAAAUUUUACGAUCAAAUCUGGGCUCUGUUGUCUUACAACUCAAAAAACUUGGCAUUGAUGAUUUAGUUCAUUUUGACUUCAUGGAUCCUCCAGCUCCUGAGACUUUGAUGAGAGCACUUGAGCUCUUGAACUACUUAGAAGCUCUAGAUGAUGAUGGAAAUUUAACUGAUCUCGGAGCUGUUAUGGCUGAAUUCCCUUUGGAUCCUCAGCUUGCCAAAAUGCUGAUUGCAUCAUGCAAUCACAACUGCUCUAAUGAGAUACUGUCCAUUACAGCCAUGUUGUCGGUCCCUCAGUGUUUCGUCCGACCAAAUGAAGCCAAGAAAGCAGCAGAUGACGCCAAGAUGAGAUUCGCUCACAUUGAUGGAGACCACCUGACCCUUCUCAACGUAUAUCAUGCAUUUAAGCAAAAUCAAGAAGACCCAAACUGGUGCUAUGACAAUUUUGUCAACUAUCGAUCUUUGAAGUCUGGUGAUAAUGUGCGGCAACAGCUUUCAAGGAUAAUGGAUAGAUUCAGCCUGAAGCGAACCUCCACAGAAUUCACCUCUAAGGAUUACUACAUUAACAUUCGUAAAGCUCUUGUCACUGGAUUUUUCAUGCAGGUUGCCCAUUUAGAAAGAACAGGCCACUAUUUGACAAUCAAAGAUAAUCAAGUUGUUCAACUACAUCCUUCAACCUGCCUGGACCACAAGCCAGACUGGGUCAUCUAUAAUGAAUUCGUGUUAACAACGAAAAACUACAUUCGUACUGUCACAGAUAUAAAGCCUGAAUGGCUUCUAAGAAUAGCUCAACAGUAUUACGAUCUGAACAACUUCCCUCAGUGUGAAGCUAAACGCCAACUUGAACUCCUUCAAACAAAAUUGGACUCCAGACAGUACCAGGAAGGGUUCUAGGGUAUGAAGACAGGCUUUGGCUGAAAUUGCAAAAGACUUUUAUUCUGAGCUUGAUUGAUUGGUUGGUUUACAUGUUCCUAUAUACGUCCCCAAACUUUCACUUAUUGCAGGGGCUAAUGGAAAAAGUAAUUCAAGUCAAUCCAUGGCAUCAACAGCUGGGUCCAAAAUUAUCAGACCCAUCCAUGUUAAUCUUUUAAUCAUCAUACAUUCAGAAGGAAAAAAAACCUGCCCUAUUUUGUUAUCCUAAGCUACUAUUCUCAAUAUCAAUUCUACAAUUUAGCACGAGUGUAUGUGACUUAGUUAUUUUGGCUCAAAUUCCUCUAUUUUUAGACCUUUCAUUCCACAGCAUUAAAUCUAGUUUCAGGUUAGUUGGUAAAAUAAAAACUUAACUCUUACUGGUUAAUAUUAAAUAUUAGUUUGACAAUACAUAUUUACAUAGAUGUAUUCAAUUAUUGGAUUUUGUGAUGAUUUACUGCUUUUUCAUGGACAUUGCCUGCAUCACAAAGUGAACGUUUUUUAGUUUGUACUGGUACGAGUAUGCGACUCUUUUUGUCUGUCAGUAGUGUGAAGCUAAGAUUAACAGUGUACUAGACAAUCCUUUUUCUUGCCUUUAUUAUUGUGUAUAUUUUGUUAACCUCAGAGAUGCAGCAGGAUCAGUUCAGCACUGUAAUUUUAGUGUAUUGUUAAUGUUUCACUACUUCAAAGGGCAUUCUGUGUUAGCAAAUGUUCUCAAUCCAUGUACCCAUGCUUAAAAAAUACGGUGGAUGUGUAAUAAGCUGCCUACUGAAUUGAAAGGAAACUUUCCUUUUUAACAUUUUGUACUGUAUGUGAUGUGUGAACACAGGUGUGAUGUUUAAUUUUUUUGUAUAGGAAUGAAUUGCAUUUUUCCUCAUUAUCAGCUUGGUCAUACUGCACUUGUAUUUUUAUUUUAUUGUAGGAAUAAAGAAUAUUGCAGUUGGAAGGAAA
Frankliniella occidentalis (western flower thrips) is the source of this 3370-nucleotide messenger RNA. It is a transcript of the gene Dhx15, whose product is annotated as putative pre-mRNA-splicing factor ATP-dependent RNA helicase PRP1. NCBI's taxonomy places the organism in Eukaryota, Metazoa, Arthropoda, Insecta, Thysanoptera, Thripidae. Gene Ontology annotation, cellular component: spliceosomal complex; intracellular anatomical structure. Bases 227 to 2404 code for a protein of 725 amino acids. Gene Ontology annotation, molecular function: RNA binding; RNA helicase activity; ATP binding. The record is from RefSeq and is a predicted model, not a curated record. The transcript is spliced from 11 exons.